AUGAGGACUCUGGUGGUUUUGUUCUUGGUGGCUGCAACCAGCGCUGAAGUCCUGGAGCGCUGUUCAUGGGCCCGGACACUGAGGGAUGCUGGGAUGGACGGUUACCGUGGCGUCAGCCUGGCCAACUGGGUUUGUCUGACCUACUGGGAGUCAAGGUACAACACCGGCGCCAUAAACCACAACAAAGAUGGAUCCACCGACUACGGCAUCUUUCAGAUCAACAGUCGCUAUUGGUGCACCGAUGGAACACGUUCAGCCAACGGAUGUAGAAUCCAGUGUAGCGAGCUUCUGACAAAUAACGUCGGCGUAGCGAUCAACUGCGCCAAACGCGUCGUCAGGGAUCCCCAAGGCAUCAAAGCCUGGGUGGCCUGGAAAGAUCACUGUCAGAACCGUGAUGUGAGUUCAUACAUCGCUGGAUGUGGACUUUAACCAACCAAAAAGAUAGCGUCUUCAGCAUAGUGAAGUUUUCCAUCUUCAGCUGUGGAUAUCUGAGACAUUUCCACUGUUUCUGUGUUGGAGCUGACAGAAGUAGAGCAUCCAGAGUUACUGAAACUAAUAAAGUCAAAUAAAGUCUUUA
Acanthochromis polyacanthus (spiny chromis) is the source of this 577-nucleotide messenger RNA. Its product is annotated as lysozyme C. Gene Ontology annotation, molecular function: lysozyme activity. The record is from RefSeq and is a predicted model, not a curated record. NCBI's taxonomy places the organism in Eukaryota, Metazoa, Chordata, Actinopteri, Pomacentridae. Bases 1 to 429 code for a protein of 142 amino acids. The transcript is spliced from 4 exons.